GAGAGUGACGUUUUAUAAUUUAGUCUGUGCUUCGCUGUGGACAUUUUCUUUCCUGCACCGAAUUAUUGUCGAAUGAUUUUGUUUGCUCCACAUUAGUGCGACUGUUCAGGAAUCUUUGUUUUAAGUGCAUUUGUAAUUGAGUGACAAUACGUUAAAAUGUUUGGACUACGGUUUUAUUUGCUUUUAGUGGCGUUUUGUAGUUGUUCAAUCCUAGGGCGAGGAGAUGAGGCGCCCAAAACGGAGUUGUUAGAUGUGCCACCGAAGACCGUCGAGAGCCUGGCGGCUUCGCAGGCCGUUCAAGGCUUGCCGGAGACGUCGUCUGUGGAGCCGACGACAGUGACGGCGCCGACGCCUGACCCCGACCCAAAGAACACCACUACUAGCACUACUACAACUACAACCACUACGACUACUACUAGCACCACGACCACGACGACGCAAAAGCCGCCCGCGCCGACGCCGCCGCCCAAGCCCACGCCGCCCAAGCCGCUACCCGCCCCCGACCAGGGCACCUGGUCGCUCACCAACAAGACCUCCAACGUCACCUGCAUCGUGGCUCAGUUCGCAGCGCAGAUCAACAUCACCUACCGCAUGACCAAUAACAAUGUGACCUCCUACCGUUCCGAGGUGAUGAACGUGCCAGUCAACGCGACCGUUCAAGACGGCAGCUGCAACGCGUCAUCCACGCAGCAGUGGCUGCUCAUCGGCUGGCCUGGCUCCGACGGCGUCCUCAACACCAUCCGACUCCAGUUCCUGAAGAACGAGACCACCAGGACCUAUGCGCUGAGCAGCCUCAACCUCACCGUGGAUGCCUCAGUCCUGGUCAAUGCUUCCGUGCCAGCCGACACUCUGGAAUUCUCGUACGGCGAGGAGUGGGCGACGCCGCUGGCCACGUCCUACCGCUGCCUGCCGGCCACCAAGCUCAGCAUGAGCAACGAGACCUACGACGCCACCGCCGUCGUCACGGUGUCCCGUCUGCAGGAGGAGGCCUUCAGGACUGUUAACGGAACUGGAUUCAGCGCUGCGCGCGAGUGCGGCGGCGGCGACGUGCCGGACGCGGUGCCGAUCGCCGUGGGCUGCGCGCUGGGCGGGCUGGUGCUGGUGGUGCUGGUGGCCUACCUCGUGGCGCGCCGCCGCUCCGCCGCGCGCGGCUACCUCUCCAUGUAGAGGCAGCGCUGGCAACGCGUGCGCGUGCGCCGUCGCGCGUCCCGUCGGCUGGCGGCGCGCCGCUACCUGUGCCUCAGCCGCGCCGACGCCGGCUGCCGCGGCGUCUAGCACUUGUGGACACGUCACGGGACACCCCACAACCCACCACCUACCCCUCGCCCCCAGACAUCAGGCAAGUGCCAACACAGGUAGGGUUGCCAGGUCCAAAAUCACAAAAGCCGGACUUUGUGCUUCAUUUGGCCGGACAUUUUACCCUAAAAGCCGGACAUGUGACAAUGCAAUUAGUGUCAGCGCUCAUGAGUACUAUCAUCAUCGGUUGCUAACCGACAUCCUGAUGCGUGCGCUUCAUAUGAUUCUGUGGCUCGACUUUCGCCUGGCGUGGCAACCAAAUAAAAAGCCUAACAAAAGCCGGACAGGCCGGACAAGGCAAUAUUUGGCCGGACAAGUCCCUAAAAAGCCAAACAUGUCCGGCUAAAGCCGGACGCCUGGCAACCCUAAACACAGGCCACUUGGACACAGGACAUGUCGGAGUUUGCUGCCUUUUGUCCACCAUUAUUCUUGUUUAAUGUAAGUCUCUUAUGUGCAAAGUUUUUGAUGUUAUCCUGUAUUAAGCAUUCGCUGUUUAUGUAUUUGAAACUUUGUAUUUUUGAAUUCUAUUUGUAAGUGGAUUCUAAUUGUCUUUAUUGUAUAAACAAAUGCAGAUACGUAUUGAUAAACCGAUUUUUGAAACCACGAUUUUUCCUGUUAAAAUAAAUACAAAGUGAUAAAAUACCAACUGAAAACAAAAUCGUGGACUCCGUCUAUUAAUACGAAUCUUGUUCCAAGUCUGCGUAACAUCAUGCAAAAUUAAACUCCGAUAGUUGUACCAAAACUAUCAGUCACACUCUACUGAAUCUGUUAAUAAAUGUCCGAACCAUACGGCUUAUGUAGCCGUUGUAUCCAUUGAAAAUUCAUUGACGUGUUCACAAAAUGUACAAAUAUAUUAUUUUAUAUUGGUAAUUCCAAUUCACGCGAAAGUGAAGCGAUUCGUUCCAACGCAAUUUAGAAAAUUACAUUUGCUCAAAAGUUACAUUCAUUUCCAAAUCUAGAACAAUGCAGAGCUAAUUAGUAUAUUAAACAAUUGUUAACUAUGUGAGAAAAUGAUCGAAUUAAAGAUAUACUAAAUAUUUGUAGCCUUUAAAGUAUUAACCACUCGACUCUAGUGUGAGCAUCGCGUAAAGUGGCAUUUCGAUAAAAAUAUAAUUAAAAAAAACAUUUAGCUGUUGUGUUAUUUAGCUAUCGUUUAUGUAUCUUGGCCAUAAUAGUAGGAUAGUUUCAUCGCGAUAUAAAAUCUCAUCUGAACAUCCUAGAGCACGUAGAUAAAUGUUUAACAAAUCCAUUAUUGUUUAGCAAAGUGACUAUUAUUGAGUAAACAAAUAUAAAAUACUAUAGAAAUGUGAUUAUAAUAGACUUACAAAACAAUGGUAGAGGUCUUUUUUAAAAGUCAUAUAAUUUUGUAUCUGUAUAAUUUUAUAUCUGAUUUUAUGUUAAUGUGUAUUUUAUCGUGAUUUAUUGUUUCCAAAGAAUUUCCGGUUGAUUCAUCAUUCGAGUUAUACUGCGGUAUAACGCGUAACGGCAUGACAUUACGAUUAAAUGUAUGUAUUUCUGUCCAAUAAAAUAUUCCAUAAAAGAUGCCUGGUAGACAUAGUUAGUACGUAAAGAUAUGCAGUGUCUUUUACUAUACAUAGAUAGUAUUCUAAAUAAUUCUAUAAGAGUAAAAAUUGUGUGCUGGACAUUUCGUUGCAAAUAUAGCAACUUUCAAAUGUUAACAUAAAGCCGGUAGCACACUGGACGACUCAGUCGAAUCGCAUCGAAUCGUAGAGAUGUGUGGAUAGGAUUUCCUGACAUCGUUUAUCGGAGGUGUGCCACCGGCGUAAUAUGUCGCAAGGAGAUUGAGCCAGGCAACAUUAAUGCAAUCAUUUCAGUCCUUAUUCGUAAUGUAAAAAAGGCAAUGGAUUGCCCAGUAUGUUAACGACCUAUGUCAUUUACAUUUCCUAUUAGAUUUAAUAUCAGUUUUCUUAGUUUAAGUACCGUAAAAUUUAAUGUAAAUUGCGUUGCCAUCUUUGGUAGAUACUUUUACCUAAGUUGUCAACACUUAUAAGCCUUUGAUUAGGUGUACUGCCUGCUCAAAAAAGUUUUUCUCUUUCCUUACUCAAGAAGUAAAAGAAGAAGGAAGAAAAAUAGCAAGGAGAAAAAAACUUUUUUGAACAUACGUUAGUAAACCCUUUGAUUACAUCAAAGAGGCAGUAUGCACCAACGGAUAAAUGUGCCCUACGUACGAGGUACGCAAUAAACUGUCUUAUCGGGCAGUCGGGUAAAACAGCCAAAAUAGUUUUAAGAUGACAAAAAUAUAACUUCAAAACUAGGACUGUCAAAGACAUAGGUCGUUCGGUCGCAAGCAAAAGGUCCCGGUUGAAGUCGAUUUGGGUAGCUAUAGGGCGACGCCGGCCUGUGGGUAUUUUGAGUUUUAUCACCUUAACAAUACGUACCAAUUUAAAUUAGUUCGCGCAUCGGUUGCCGGCCCACAGGCGGCGUCAGAGACUGUAAGAUGUGAAUAGAAUAAAAAUGUUUUUUAUUGCCA
Ostrinia furnacalis (Asian corn borer) is the source of this 3787-nucleotide messenger RNA. RefSeq names its product lysosome-associated membrane glycoprotein 1. Gene Ontology annotation, biological process: establishment of protein localization to organelle. NCBI's taxonomy places the organism in Eukaryota, Metazoa, Arthropoda, Insecta, Lepidoptera, Crambidae. Bases 157 to 1167 code for a protein of 336 amino acids. The transcript is spliced from 6 exons. Gene Ontology annotation, cellular component: lysosomal membrane; late endosome membrane; plasma membrane. The record is from RefSeq and is a predicted model, not a curated record.